Caenorhabditis remanei is the source of this 1356-nucleotide messenger RNA. RefSeq lists its product as uncharacterized. NCBI's taxonomy places the organism in Eukaryota, Metazoa, Nematoda, Chromadorea, Rhabditida, Rhabditidae. Gene Ontology annotation, cellular component: U2-type spliceosomal complex. The transcript is spliced from 6 exons. The record is from RefSeq and is a predicted model, not a curated record. Gene Ontology annotation, biological process: snoRNA splicing. Bases 1 to 1356 code for a protein of 451 amino acids. Gene Ontology annotation, molecular function: metal ion binding.
AUGUCCUCUGUAUCACCAUGUUUUGGAUACAACAGCGGUGGAAGUAGGGCUUGGUGGACGGAAGUGGUCGCAUCGACCCUCAUGGACUGUUCUCCAAACUCUGAUAUAAAACAAUUAGAACUUAUUGCUGAUAAUUUGUACGACUACUAUGCUACAACAGACCCCUGGAAGCUCGUGGAAGAUAGAAUAAUGGAUCUAUUCCGAAAACCUAAAAAGCGCAAUGUGACGACUCAGCUCGUUCGGAAGAAAGAAAGUUCCAGUGAUGAGGAGCCCGAAGACAGUGUGAAAGAUUUUGCGAAAAAGCGACGUCGCACAAACCCGAUGGUCCAGUCGACAAAAAAAGACGACACGAGACUCCAAAAUGUUUCUGAUAACUCUGACGACUCUGACGAUGAUGAUAAUCAGAGUAUAGCUGUAGCAACUCAUUCCUUCGCUGCAUCCGGAGAAGCAGGACCGUCGGGCCCUUCCGACCAAGGCGCAACUGCAACCCUUGAAGUGGACACUGACUAUUCACGAGAUGCUCAAGCUCAAUUCGAGCGAGUUCAACAGCAACUUAAAGACGGUGUAGAAAAAGAUGGGAAAAUUCUCUACAAGGGAUCUGCUCUGUAUGGUGCGAAAGAAGCCAAAGACACCGCAAAAGGAAAUGCUGCUAGUGGAUAUAAUCGAGUAGGACCAGUAAGAGCACCACAGUUUCUCCGUCAAACUGUUCGCUGGGAUUUCGCACCCGAUAUUUGCAAGGAUUACAAGGAGACUGGAUUCUGUACCUUCGGAGACUCUUGUAAAUUUGUUCAUGAUCGUUCCGACUACAAACAUGGAUGGGAAAUUGAUGAAGAAUACGAAGCCGGGAAGUAUGGUGUGGAAGAUGACACCGAUUACGAAAUCCGCGACCAAGAUGAUGCUUUCCCAGAAGACUGUUUCAUAUGCGGAAAACCGUUUGUUGAUCCAAUUGUCACCAAAUGCAAACACUAUUUCUGUACUGAUUGUGCGUUGAAAGCGUUUCAAAAGUCAUCCAAAUGUCCAGUGUGCCAUCAAAAUACAGAAAAAAUUAUGAAUGCAGCUAAAGACCUGAUAAACUUCCUCAAAAGAAAGAAAAAACAAGACAACGAGAAAUUUAUAACUCAACAGGAUAAUGAGGAAGAUGAUGAUACGGUGCGAGAAAAUUGUACAGAGGAACAUGAUCACAACCACCACAACCUCGAUCAGGAAGAUGGGAACCAAUCAGAAGAUAAUAUCAAUCUGGAUCAUUCUGAGAACAAUGCUAACGAUGAAGAACAAGAAAUCGUAAUGGAAGAUGUCGAAGGUCUUGAAGACGGAGAAAACAAUUCUGAAAGUGACAGCGAAGAAUCAGACGCUUGA